AGCUCUCCUUUAUUUAGAACUUGGCUCUCUUGAGUGGCCUGGGGAGACAGGCGUUGCAUUUUCCGGAGGCGUGCAGAGAAACAGCAGCCACUUGGCAUUCUUCGUGUCAGCGUCUCUCAUGAACAGCACACAGCAGUGGCUCAGCUGAACUAACAGAUGACACCGCGAAGCACUCAGAGCUCAGCUCUGUCAGUGGAGAAAAGAACCCCAGAGGCACUGACAAAAGGUUUCACUGCAAAUUGGGCUAAAGGAUGUUAGCAAAAUCUGUGGCUGAUGUCAGAGUGACUUCUUCCAAAGAGAAUUACAGCCCCCAAACUGAAGCUGUAUGGGUCAAGGACACUGUAGACAAUGCUGAAAGUCUGUACCAACAAGCCCAGAUGGGAAGCUUGCCUGGGACUAUUCCAGAAAGUUCUCCAGCUCCUAGUAAAACAAAUGGACGAGUAAAUUCAGACCCAGUGGCCAAUGGAAUAAUCAAUAAACCCCAACUCCUGGAAAGUCGGGAGCGACCGAAGUCAUCAGACAUCCUGGAAGAGUUAAUUGUCCAAGGAAUCAUACAGAGCCGAAGCAAAGUGUUUAGAAAUGGAGAGUCAUAUGAUGUCAUGGUGGACGCUGCUGAAAAGUCACUGAGAAAGCCACCAGCCAGACUGAAAAAGCUCAGGGUGAAGAAAGAGGUAAAGGAUUUCACAAUCCAAGACAUAGAGGAAAAGAUGCAGGCGGCGGAGGAGCGCCGAAAGACAAAAAAAGAAGAAAUAAGAAAACGGCUACGGAGUGACCGACUUCUGCUCACCGCUAAGCCUUCAGAUGCAGCUGAACCAGGAAGGGUGGAGGUUCCGUUUGCAAAAGGCCUCCCAGAUGUGAGCACCCCUGCUUUGCCGAGGUCCUACAUGCAGGAAGGAGAGCCGCUCAAAAGGAAGAAGAGCGAAAGUGAGGUAGCCCGGAUGAACAGGAACGAGCCCUGUACAGGGUUGGGGGUUGUGGAGUCAGACAUAUAUUACAACCAAGAGGAUGACAUAUUCUGAUAUUCCUUUUUCAAAAUGAAUCUCACAAAGCUGUCCAUUCUCUCCAAUUGUGACAGUCAUAGUGUGUCUCCUGGUCUUUAAAAAGUGACUGUGGCUCUACUCGCUGGGCGUAGGGAUGUAUGUGAGCAGCAGGGGAUGAAUUUUAGCUGAGUGAAUUAAAGGAGGGGUGGGGGGUCACAAGGUCAGUGUUCUCCUUCAGAGUGCCUUCCAGCAGUAGUUAGGGGCCAGACCCCACCAGCCUCCAUUGCUUGUGCCAAAAGAAAUUCUCCCUUGUCGGUUCUGACCUUGGCCACACCCACUGAUGAAUCCUUCAUGACAAGUUGCAUCCAUGUGCAUUAGGUAUGCUAAUAAUCUGUGUGUUUCUUGUGUUUCCCCUCUUUGCUGUAAAAAAAAUUAAUAAAUAAAGCAGUAUCUUGAAA
Messenger RNA from Mesocricetus auratus (golden hamster), 1438 nucleotides. It is a transcript of the gene Stmnd1, whose product is annotated as stathmin domain containing 1. The record is from RefSeq and is a predicted model, not a curated record. The transcript has 6 exons. Gene Ontology annotation, cellular component: neuron projection; cytoplasm. Lineage: Eukaryota; Metazoa; Chordata; Mammalia; Rodentia; Cricetidae. Gene Ontology annotation, molecular function: tubulin binding. The coding region runs from base 252 to 1019 and encodes 255 amino acids. Gene Ontology annotation, biological process: neuron projection development; regulation of microtubule polymerization or depolymerization; microtubule depolymerization.